AAGACAGAUUUGAUGUCAAAAUUUCCGUACAAUUUAGCUUUUAUUCACAACAUUUAAUUUUUGUACCUUCACGUUAAAGAACUAAACAUUUAGCUGUAAUGUCUAUGCCCCCAGAGUUUGAGAAGGCUCAUACUCCGAGAGAUGUAGAUCUUAAUGCUGCAGGAAGGGGUGUAUGGUUGGUUAAGGUACCAAAGUAUUUGUCAGAAAAAUGGAGUCAUGCAGAUGGUGGUGAAGUUGGAAAGCUCAAAAUCACAAGAUCAAAAUUUCCAGGCCAGAAGCCAGAUGUAGUUUUCUCAUUAAAUGACAAACUGGUAAAGAGUGGUGAUACUACACAAAGUCCAAAGGACCAUAAAAUGGUUUUAACAGGUCUUGGGAAUCAGAACUUGGUUGUAUUCUCUGAGACCCCACCAAUGAUUACAGCAGAUUCUGGUGCUAAACCUGAUCAUUUAGUUGAUAAAUUAGGAAUUGAGGGAAAAGUUAUUCAGAGGGCAGAGUGUCGACCUAUAGCAGAUAACAACUACCUCAAAUUAAAAAGAUUGCAAGUGGAGGCACAGAAUAAGCCAAAAAGGGAAGUAAUUCAGAUUUCAGAAGUAGUUAAUGCAUACAAGCCAAUCAGCGAUCAUAAGUUCAAUAUUGAACACAACCAAAAGUUGAAGAAUGAAGGAAAAAGACUGAGAGAUUCCAAAGAUGUUGUUAUGGAGAAGUUGUUUGCAGCCUUUGAGAAACAUCAGUAUUACAAUGUUAAAGAUUUAGUACGGGUGACUAAUCAACCAAUUACAUACCUCAAAGAGAUACUCAAAGAGAUCUGUGUAUACAAUAUGAAAGCUCCUCAUCGAAACAUGUGGGAGCUGAAACCUGAGUACAGACAUUACAAAGAUGACGAGAAGACAUGAAUUUACACUUCUUUGUAUUGUUAUGUUUACAGUUUUUAUGCAAAAACGAUAAAUAUGUGAGAAAAUUCAAACACAAUGCAUAAAAUUGAUGUCAUCUAUGUAAGAUGCUAAGUAUUUACUGUCUCUAAAACUUGCAGCAUGAUUUUAAAAAUCAAGCUGAUCAAAAAAAUGUGUUCUUUUAUACAAAAAUAUUAUGCUUUCACUGUAUAAUAAAAAUAUACAAGCGAUAGAAUGUAUUGCAGAGUUCCAGGGAAGGCAGACAUAAUAUGAUGGAUGCUGUCUAGUUGUCAACAUUCUAUUUAUAAAAUUAAAUCAACCAAAAGCAAUAUAUUCAUCAAACUGAGUUUGAUAAUGUCUGAUGGAAAGGUUUCUGGAUGGUACUUUUUAGACUAUAAUACACUGUUUGCACUUCUGAAAUUUUUGGUUAUUGGAACUCAUGAAAGUAAAAUAAUGUUUUUUAAAAGUAAUAUGAUCUUUUAAGUAUACCAAUAAGAUUAAAAAGAAUAAAAAAUACUUUGCAAAUUUACAGACUAUUUACUUCAUCUAUCAUGUUACCAUUUACAGCCACUUCGAUUGUCUUCCUUGACGUCUCAAGAUCACACAUAAUUAUUGGUCUCCUGCUCAACUAGAAAACGGGAGGUCUAAGGUUUGAUCCCCAGCUUAGAAAAAACAAAAUAUUAACAUUAUUUGCUGUUUCUCCACUAAGCAUGUGGCAUUAAAGAGUAAGAGCAAAAACUGGUCUUCCCUAAGUCAGAAUAAUGGGAAAAGAUAGAAGAACAUAUCUUCCUGCAAAUUGUGUGUGUAAUUUUAUGAGCUAAACCAUUAAAAAUCUGACUCAGUUUAGAACAAAAUAGGUUAUCGUCCUAAAUAUACAUGUUAACUUGCCACCAGACAUUAAUCAGCAAUCAAAAAAUCAAUCUAUAGAUAAUCCCAUUUUACUUUUUACUGUCAGAUUGAUACAGAGGUUUUUGUCAUUAAAUAUCUACCUGUAGGACAAAGCAGUCACAGUCAAUAUUUGCAUUUAUAAUUUUGAUACAUUUGUAUUAUUGUUUAUUAAUAGAAGAUACUGGUCUUUCCCUAAAGUUACAAGUCUCACACAGUAUAAUAUCUUAGAACUUGAUGGAUCUUUUUCUUCAUGUGAAGAAUGUCAUUAUACCAUUAUCACGUAAACUUGACGAACAAAUACCUGCAGAACAAUUUCAGUAGAAUUCAAUUUGAACUAUUUUUGGAAUAUGAUUUGACCCUGAUAGGUGAACGUUGAUGUUACUUCUUUUAUUUGUUAUUCGUUUUUCACCUUGUUUUGCCAUAGCCCACCCACAUUGACUGGAGGUGUAUUGAUGUCAUUGUCUUCCUAGAAACAUUUAUGACAAACCAAGUACCCCAAAAUGUCUGAUUUUCAAAAAAUCUGGCAAAAGAAAAAGAACAAAAAGAGCAAAAUUGAUCAGGCCAAAUAAUGCUUCCUUUAAUUCUAAACUACCUGCAGAUUUAUUUGAGAGAUUACAGUUUAUAUCUAUGGUCUAUACCAUUGAUAUUAUGACAACUAAAUUAGCUCCACCCACACUUUCCUACCAAAAAAGUCAUGCAUUUUGACACUUUCAUAUAAGCUCAUCUAAAAAUGUAUAUUGACAAUGAAUUUUAAGAUUGGACUAGCAGCUCCAGCUAUUAAUUAAGUUUAGCAUGGGCAUUCUUUUUAUAAAAGUGCUAAAGGGAGAAAAUCUAAUAGAAGUUUCUAUCAUGCCUUCAGACAAUAUUAGCUGCAAAUAAUUACUUGUAAUUUUUAAUUUUCACAAAAUUAACCUGCUGGGUUUCAGGAGAAUUUUAUGGUACAAACUGACAAAACAAAAUCCUUUUUGAUGUUUAAAACAAAAUCAGAGAUUUUGAUAUUUUCCUUAUUGAAUUUUAACAUUUAACAAAAGUAAUACAUGUAGUUUUGGAUUGGUAACCAAUGAAAACAACUUAUUAGAUGCCUUCCUUUUGAGACAUCAUGUGGAAAAAUAUAGUAAAAUAUUUUCACUUAUUAUUCAAAGACAAAUAAAAAAAAAUUCAUGAUGAUAUAUGUGUUGUAAUAAUUACUUCAAAGUUUAAAUGUCAAGUUUCUUUUACAUUAUGUUGAAGAGAACUACAGAAUGUUUCAUUAAAUGAAUGUUCAUAGAAA
Messenger RNA from Mytilus trossulus (common blue mussel), 3048 nucleotides. RefSeq names its product general transcription factor IIF subunit 2-like. Gene Ontology annotation, cellular component: transcription factor TFIIF complex. The transcript is spliced from 8 exons. The record is from RefSeq and is a predicted model, not a curated record. Gene Ontology annotation, biological process: transcription initiation at RNA polymerase II promoter; transcription by RNA polymerase II. NCBI's taxonomy places the organism in Eukaryota, Metazoa, Mollusca, Bivalvia, Mytilida, Mytilidae. Bases 99 to 893 code for a protein of 264 amino acids.